AUGGCGAAACACGCGUUCGUCGUCCAAAUCGCAGCAAUCACAACACUGCUCGUCCACUGCCAUGGUGUUAUUAUGAGAAAUAAUGUGCUCAUGAAUAAAAUGGUGUCACAUUUCCAGAAAGACUUCCAUUCUGAGGAACAUGACAACCGGCAACAAGAUCGAGAAGACCCACAUACUGAUAUAUAUCUAACGAACGAACAAAAAUCAGAGAAGGUGUUGUCAUUAAUGCAAAACGUGUUGUGCAGAAACUUUCCCUCGAUACCAUGCAAAAUCAUCACAGAAGAUGAAACGUUAAAAAAACUCAUUGGAAAAUCAAUAACACAAAUCAAGUACAAGACUUUAACCACAGACAGAACUACCGCAUAUCCAGGCUACUUAACACUAUUUCCAACGGUGAACAGCGAAGAUUUGUCAAAUUUUCUGCAAGUCCAAGACCGUCCUUACCACGAUAAAAUUAAGGAAGAAGAAAAAACAAAAAAGAAUAACAUAAACCAGUGGUCCCAAAGGAAGUCGCAAAAGAAAAGCAAGAAGAAUAAGAAAGAAACAAAGAGAACUGCCGUGUACACCGGCAGAAAGAAGAUACGCAAAUUUUAUCCGCACAAGAUAAAAUACAAAGAUAAGGUGGCGAAAAAUGGUAGAAAAGAAUUCGGGGACUAUUCUGAGGAGAAACUUUCUAUGUCGGUGGAGAUUCCUGAUAUGACUUUAACGAAGCAUCAUCAGCAUUUGAGCUAUAAAGUAGAGCCCGCUGACCCCCCAGUAUGGAGGAUAGACUAUAUGAAACACGGAGAGCCAAGCCUUAAUAUGUUAGGAUACGAAGACGAAAGACUGAAAGGGAAAAUAAUGAAAACCGGUCCCAGUGUUAUAGUAGAUGAAAAUAUUCUAGAACAAGGUGCCAGAAAGGACGUACUGCAUCCAGAUGUCUAUAUCAAAAAGAAUUUUAUAAGAAAACCAGGUACCGACAUGAUUAACAACUCUGAAAACAUGGACUAGAUUAGGUAUU
Diatraea saccharalis (sugarcane borer) is the source of this 1000-nucleotide messenger RNA. NCBI's taxonomy places the organism in Eukaryota, Metazoa, Arthropoda, Insecta, Lepidoptera, Crambidae. The record is from the annotation of a GenBank genome assembly.